This is a messenger RNA of Paramecium pentaurelia, 1462 nucleotides long. The record is from the annotation of a GenBank genome assembly. Lineage: Eukaryota; Ciliophora; Oligohymenophorea; Peniculida; Parameciidae.
UCAUGUAGACUGUUGAUUGGAAACCAUGUAUAAUAUAAUAUAUAAUAAAUAAGACAUUCCAACACAAGCAUUUUCUCAAGCAAUAACAAGUUAAGGUUGUGUAUUACCUAAAGAGAGUGUUCCAUUUUUAAAUGCAACAUUUACUCCAACUAGAGUGAUACCAAGUGUUGAUACUAGUAAACAAACUAUUUCAAGUCCUGAUAAAACAUAUGCUGAAUUCGGAACAAUAGAUGUUAACAAUAAUUUAUUAAAGUAUUAAGUUGAUUUUACUACUAAUUAUCAAAAUAAAUUAGUAUAUGGUACAUUAUACACUUAACCAUUAUCAAUGAAUUAUUCUGUUUGGGUUCAUUAAAAUAAUAAAGUAAAAAUAAGGAUUUAUAAAAAAUAUAGACUAUUGCAUAUAAAUUGUAUGAAUGUCCUAAUAUGACUAUGGAUUUUACUAUUACUUAAGUGAAUUUGGAAGGAUUAACAGAAGUAUAAAAGAUGCAAGUUGUAAAUGCAAUGAAUUCUAUUAAAUUCUUAAAUCCAAUGAUAAAUUAAUAUUAUUAAGAUCAUUCUGAAACUUUUUGUUCAAAAUUGAAAUUAUUUGUAAGUGAGAAAUUAAUUUCUAAUAAAAUCAGUUUCAAUAUGUUUGAAUAUUAUUAGUUGGAUGAUCCAAAUCCUAAAAUUAUUGAAUCCAUAGAGAAUAUAAUAUUCUAAGGACUUAAUUUUAAUGAUUAGAAUUAUGUACUUGGAUUAAAUGUUGAAAUUUUUAAUUAUUAAACAGAAUACACAACAUCAUUAGAUGUACAUUAAAUCAAAUUAAAUACAUACUCUUUUGGAAUAUCUAUGGAUCUCCUUAAAACUUAUUUUAAUUAUGGAGCUGAGAAUGGAAUGUUUGAUGUUACUAUUACAAAUUCUAAUUUUCCAAUUGAUGGUUUCUCUUAUAAAACAGGAGAUUUAAGAACUAUGAUACCUUCAGCUUAUUAUUCCUUCAAAUUAAAUACAGAACUCAUAGUUUAAUGCAAACUUAUUACUCAUAGUUUUUUAGGAUUGACUGAUUUGGCAGUGAUAAACAAUAGUAUUUCAAUUUAAUUAGGACAUCAUUGUUAAGUGAUUACUUAAGGUAUUUUAAUAACAGGAUUUGAUAUUGAUGUUGAAAUGAAAUUAGCAGUCAGAGAAUUUUCAGAAUAUAUAGAUUUUGUAUAAUUAAUGUUUAAUUAAAUUAGUUUAUUAAGGAAUAUCAUUUAUUAUUAUUAAAAUUCUAAGAGGAACCAAAUUAUGGUAUUUGGAGUUUGAAGAAUUUAGAGAGGUAUAUAAAAAAUAAUUAAAUUUUUAGUAUCAUAUAAACAGGAUUAGAAUAAAAUUUGAUAGGUAAAAAUGUUUAUGGAUCUGGAUGGUUAAAAAACUAAUUGGGUCCAUAAAUUAGUUAUGGAUUUUCUAGUCAAACUCUAGCUAUUUGGAAUGCAUAAUUGAUUUGAUU